UCCUGCGCUUUGACGUUUUGUGCGUGUGUGCUAUUUGUGCCAACAACAACGAAUUUCUCCGUGUGCAACAAAUUCGCGAUCUAUUUUGCUGGAAUAAAUCCCACUUUUUUAACAACAAUCAUGGCCUAUUCGAAUAAGUUUAUUUAUGCGACAUUGCCGCGAACACAGCGCGGCCAACCGAUCGUACUGGGUGGCGAUCCGAAGGGCAAGAACUUCCUCUACACUAAUGGACAUUCUGUGAUUAUUCGCAAUAUUGAUAAUCCGGAAAUUGCGGACAUCUACACGGAACACUCGUGCGCGGUAAAUGUGGCCAAGUAUUCGCCGAGCGGGUUUUACAUCGCUUCCGGUGAUCAGUCGGGUAAAAUUCGUAUCUGGGAUACGGUGAACAAGGAACACAUACUGAAAAAUGAGUUCCAACCGAUCGGUGGCCCGAUUAAGGACAUUUCCUGGUCACCGGAUAGCCAGCGGAUUGUGAUUGUGGGCGAAGGUCGUGAACGGUUCGGGCACGUGUUUAUGGCGGAAACGGGUACCUCGGUGGGUGAGAUUUCCGGUCAGUCGAAACCGAUCAAUUCGUGCGAUUUUCGACCGGCUCGCCCGUUCCGGAUUGUGACCGGUAGCGAGGAUAACACGAUCGGUGUGUUCGAGGGACCGCCGUUCAAGUUCAAGAUGACGAAGCAGGAUCACACCCGGUUUGUGCAGGCCGUUCGUUACUCCCCCAGUGGGCAUCUGUUUGCCUCGGCCGGAUUCGAUGGCAAGGUGUUUAUCUACGACGGUACGACGUCCGAGCUGGUUGGUGAGGUUGGCUCACCGGCACACAGUGGCGGUGUGUAUGGAGUGGCCUGGAAACCGGACGGCACUCAGCUACUGACCUGUUCCGGCGAUAAGUCCUGUAAGCUGUGGGACGUCGAGACGCGCACCCUGAUUAGCGAGUUCCCGAUGGGCAGUACCGUGGACGAUCAGCAGGUAUCGUGCUUGUGGCAGGGAAAUCACAUCCUGUCGGUAUCGCUGUCCGGUUUUAUCAACUACCUCGAUGUAAACAAUCCCACCAAACCGCUGCGUGUCGUGAAGGGUCACAACAAACCGAUCACGGUGCUGACGCUUAGUGACGAUCGUAGCACGAUCUAUACAGGCAGCCAUGACGGUGCCGUCACCAACUGGAAUUCGGGCAGUGGUACUAAUGACCGUGUGGCGGGCGUUGGCCACGGCAAUCAGAUCAACGAUAUAAGGGCUGCGGGUGAUUUUGUGUACACGGCCGGAAUUGAUGAUUCGAUCAAGCAGAUUACCGUCGAGGCAAAUACGUACACGGGCGUCGAUGCGAAGCUCGCCUGUCAACCGCGCGGUAUGGACAUUCUGAAGGAGGGUAACACGAUCGUAGUUGGAUGCGUGAAGGACAUUACAGUGUUGCAAGACAACCGAAAGGUGUCAUCGUUGCCCAUUAGCUACGAGUCGAGUAGCGUUAGCAUUAAUCCGGAAACGAUGGACGUUGCCGUUGGGGGCGAUGAUAGUAAGGUGCACGUGUACGCACUCAGUGGUGGUCAACUGACACACAAGCUAGAUUUGGAACACCUGGGACCGGUGACGGAUGUGCGUUAUUCACCCGACAACAAGCUGCUGGUGGCUUGUGAUGCCAACCGGAAGGUGAUUCUUUACAGUGUGGCUGAGUAUAAGCCCCCUCAUAACAAAGAAUGGGGCUUCCAUAAUGCGCGUGUAAACUGUGUAGCAUUCUCGCCAAAUUCGGAGCUCGUUGCCAGCGGUUCGCUCGAUACGACCAUCAUCAUAUGGUUCGUGAACAGUCCGGCCAAGCACACGAUCAUCAAGAAUGCCCAUCCACAAUCGCAAAUUACGGGCCUGGUUUGGCUGGAUAACGAAACACUAAUCUCCACCGGGCAGGAUUGCAACACGAAGGUUUGGAACAUUGAAAAUGUCGCAUAAGUCAAAAGAUAUCCGGUCCCUCUUCCUCCGGUUUUCCCCGAGGUUGGGGUCAAACUUUCACCUUUGCAAAAGAUGAUCAAAGACUAAAAGGGGUGGUAAAAAGUAAACGAGGAUGAGAGAAAAAAAAGCGCAGUCCCCGCCGCACUAACUGCUCUCAGGCUCCCGUUUUGUCAUAGUGUUAUGCAUACACUUUGUAUUUAUUUCGUAAAUCUUUUUACGGUGUGUUUAUGCUCACCCGUUUGUGUGUCCACACAUCGACUAACCUUGCGUAAAUCAAGAACCGUGUUUUGAGUGUGUGUUUGUAUUUGUGUUCCUCUUCCGUAUUCGUUCUAGUUGUUGCAAUAAUAAUUGUAUUUAGUAACACGCGUAUUGCUGCCCGAUCUGGCUUUUAGUAUUUUCGAAGAGUGAACAACAUAAUACAAGCGGUGAUACUAAUUCACGUUCACGUUUAGAUUUCUCUCCAUCCCAGUAGCCGGUGAACACACUUUCGCUCACGCGGGAUGAGAGAAGAAAGAUUGCUGUGUUGUGUUAUUUUGCUUUCCUUCUUUUUUGUACGAUCAGUUUCGCAUCAUUUCGCUAAUGAUGUUGUGCCUUCUCGCGACGAUCCGUUAAAAUAGCUACACAAACUCGAGUAAGACACAAGAAAAACACCCCAGGAAACCAGGAACGAGGGGUUAUUCGAGUGAAAGAGGCUUGAUUUAAAACAAAAAAAAACGGGAAAUUAGCAGAGCGGAAGGAAUUGCAUUUAAUUUAUUACAUCUUUUGUUUUAUCACAAAAACACCAAACACCAUAAUUGUUUACCGUGCUCUGCCUACCGUUGCAAACUGGUUUGGUAGAAGAAUAAGCAGUGAACGAACGAUUUGAUUUGAUGCAGGAAUUAUCGGUGAUUUGCUACAGCAGCAACACAAAAAUAUGAACCCUUGUCUACAUAUACACGUACUUUUUUAAGGCUAAUAAAACGGAGUUUUUUUU
Anopheles funestus (African malaria mosquito) is the source of this 2905-nucleotide messenger RNA. It is a transcript of the gene flr, whose product is annotated as actin-interacting protein 1. The record is from RefSeq and is a predicted model, not a curated record. The transcript is spliced from 5 exons. Gene Ontology annotation, cellular component: cortical actin cytoskeleton. NCBI's taxonomy places the organism in Eukaryota, Metazoa, Arthropoda, Insecta, Diptera, Culicidae. The coding region runs from base 121 to 1932 and encodes 603 amino acids. Gene Ontology annotation, biological process: positive regulation of actin filament depolymerization; sarcomere organization; actin filament depolymerization. Gene Ontology annotation, molecular function: actin filament binding.